ACGCGGUCACACUGGUGCAGAAAUUAGAAAUAAAUUAAGUAAUUGUGCGGAAUAAAAACGAGCGUGCGGCCGAUGCGAUAACCGCGACGCGACCCACCACACCCGCACACCGCCGAUUCCGCGCCGACAUGCAGCGCCGCAGCCGCCGAUCACGCAAAACGCAGCAGCAGCAGCAGCACCAGAAGCAGAAACAACAAUAGCAGCAGAGCCACACAAACCGCAGUGUAGUGACAGAAUCAAAUCUAAUUAUAACAAAAAGAAAGAAAAAGUGCAAGCCGAGCCGCACACACAUGGGCACACACCCGCACUCGGACCCACACACGGACGGCGCUUAAUUAGUGGCGAAAAACUAACGAUUUUCGGGGCAGCGGCAGUGGCAGCGCAGUAGCUGCGCAGCGGCAGCGACGCGGCAGAGGCAGUGUCAUCUGAAUUUGGCCAAAAUCCCAAAAGUAACGUUAUUUCGAGCUCGAUCACCUUUGGCAAGGAUCCACACCAGCCCACAUGGGCUGAGGACAGGUGGCGCAGCAGGUGCAGCAGCGGAGGAGCAGAGCAGCAGCCGCAGCAGCGGCGGCGGCGGAGGAGCUGGCAGCAAUGGCCAACCAACUGGACGCCAAUGUCAAGGACGACCUAAAGACGCAGUUCGUCACCCGCGAGGGCACCUACCGCCUGCUGACCCUCUCCGAGUACUCACGCCCCAACCGGGUGGGCUACAGCAGCAACCAGAGCUCGCCGCAGGUGCGCGUCUCCAUGGUGACCCUGCCCAAUCCCAGCAAGCUGGGGGCGGAAACGGGAGCGGGCUCGCCCACUGCAGGAGCGGCAGUGACAACCACAACGAAUGGCGGCACAACCACGCCAGCAGCCUCGCCCACGGGAGGAGCAGGAGGAGCAUCUGGAGCCACUGCUACUGGAGGAGCAGGCGUCGGAGGUGCAUCAAUAACGAAUGGCGGCGCCGGCGGGGAUAGUAGCUAUAACCACACCAACAAUACCAAUGCUGGCAACAGCACAGUGGACGCCCGGUUGGGCGGCGGCAUCUCCAUGCACUCGAUGAUGAACGGCGGCGUUCUCGACCAGAAUGGAGUGGCCACCAACCAGGUGAUAGGAGGGGAUCGCAUCUGCUUCAAUUUCGGUCGAGAUCUCUACGUCUACUCCUUUCGUGGAGCCAAGAAGGGCACCGAGAUGAGCAAGCCGAUCGAUAAGAAGUUCUACAAGGGCACCAAUCCCAGCUGUCACGACUUCAAUGCGAGCGCAGCCACGCCCACGGGCGCGCCCCUGCUGGUGGGCUUCACCACGGGGCAGAUCCAGUUGGUCUCCCCGCAGGUCGGACCCCGGGAGGUGAGGAAGCUCUUCAACGAGGAGCGCCUGAUCGACAAGACCAAAGUGACCUGCCUGAAGUGGCUGCCCAACUCGCCACACCUGUUCCUCGCCGCCCACGCCUCAGGUCAUUUGUACCUGUACAAUGAGGAGCUGCCCUGCGCCGCCACGGCUCCCAGCUACCAGCCCUUCAAGCUGGGCGACGGCUACACGAUACUCACCUGCAAGGCCAAGUCCACGAGGAACCCGCUCUACAAGUGGGUCUUCAGCACUGACAACUGCUGCGUGAACGAGUUCUGCUUCUCGCCCUGCGGCACCCACCUGGCCGUGGUCUCCCAGGACGGAUUCCUGCGCGUCUUUCACUACGACACCAUGGAGCUGCUGGGCAUUGCGCGGUCCUACUUCGGCGGCUUCUUGUGCGUCUGUUGGUCGCCCGAUGGCAAGUACAUUGUGGUGGGCGGCGAGGAUGACCUGGUCACCGUGUGGUCCCUGCAGGAUCGUCGGGUUGUGGCCCGCGGACAGGGUCACCGCUCAUGGAUCUCGGUGGUGGCCUUUGACCCGUACACCACCUCCUAUACAAACUGGGAUGGAGGCGACUUCAGCGACGAUGAGAAUCAGAUGAACGAGUAUUCCAACUCGCGGGAGGCUCGCUUCUCCGGUGACUCGACGGCCAACGGUGGCUUCGACGGCUUCGAUCGCAACUCGACGCCUGUGCAUGCUGCUCGGAAUCGACCCCACUCCGCCUCCUUUCGCUCGGAUGCCUCGUCGGCGGACAAGCUGGCCAUCAGCUAUAGGCUGGGCUCCGUCAGCCAGGACACGCAGAUCUGCUUGUGGGACAUCACGGAAGAUGUGCUGCGUCAUCCGCUGGCGCUGAGGCAGCACGUGAACAGCGGCGAUCGGGGCUACCUCAACGGUACAGGCGGCCUCGAUGGAGAAGCGGAAGCAGACGGGGACGGCGUCAAGCUAAUCCGACCAGUUGCCAUGGGCCAGCCAAGUGGCCAGCAGGCGGAUUCCGGUAGCUGCAGCCCCACAAGGGAAACGGCGGGUGGAGUGGCCGGAGGGGGAGGCGGAGGAGGGAACGGUGCCGGCGAGCACAGCAAUAGCAGCUCUAGCAAGUUCUCCACCGCCAACUGCACGAUGUCGUCGCAAUCCUCCCCCGACGACUGCGAUACGGAAGCGGCCACCCCAGCCUCAAUGUCCUCGAAUGCAGGAGCGUCGUCCUCCUCAACGAAGCUGAAUAGUCGCCACCAGGGAACGGGAAACUCCAUCAAGUUCCCCAACUGCAUAAGCGCCACCAAGUCGGAUAGCAUCGAAGGCAGCGGGAGCGGCACUGCCCAGCGUGCCUCCCAGGCCACCUCGGGCUACAACAGCAAGACUUCCAACAGCUCGACCAAGUCCUCCUCCGGCUCGGGCAGCGGUUUCAGCGCCUUCAACAGCCUAACGCAGCGGCUAUCGAACUUCAGUUUCCUGAGCAGCUCGGACAAGAAGGCGGGAGUCGAGGGCGGCAGCCACUCCACGGCGCACCGCCAGCACCGCAAGGCCAUGAGCAUGCUGAAGAGCUACAAUCAGCAUAACCACAGUAACCACAACCACAACAACCACAGCCAGAGCAAUAACAGCAGCUCCUCCAUUCUGGAAACGGGGGCGACCGCGGCCAUCGGGAGUAGCUCGACGGCGCACAGCUUUGGUUCGCUGAAGCUCAGCCGUUCGUCGCACCACUCCUCGCUGGCCGCGGCCGCCCAGUCGUCCGGAUCGGGAGCGGGAUCGGGAUCGGGCGUGAGUAGCUUUGAUCCCAUGCAGCUUAUCGGAACGCCCGCCUGUCCGCGCUUCGACGAGUGCCCGCUGUUGGAGCCGCUGGUGUGCAAGAAGAUAGCCCACGAAAGGCUGACGGCGUUGAUAUUUCGCGAGGACUGCUUUUUGACGGCGUGUCAGGAUGGGUUUAUCUACACCUGGGCGAGGCCGGGUCAUGCCGCGCACGCCACACAGCACUUGUCGCCUGGUCAGACGGCGGCGGCGCCCGGCAGUACGGUAAUUUAGUUCAAUAAAGUGGACUUGGUCAACUAUCAGCGUAAUCUUGUCAAGCAGCAGCGGGAGCAGCAGCAGAAGCAGUCGGUGAUCUAGGUUAAAACUAGGCGAUUGAUUUUCGAUAAUUUAUUGAUAGGAGCAAGAGUUUUAAAGGUUUUUUAUGUUGCGUAUUUUGUAUUCCAAAUGUAGCCUAAAUGAGUUUAUGAACCACAAACACUUACACACACACACACACACCCGUAAUAUAUAUAUAUGAAUAUAUAUACAAUAUAGCUAUGUACAACAUAACUACGAUAAUAUCUAUACGCAGCAGCAUCAGGCAACAGAACAAAACGUAUAUGUUUAGCUCUAAAUUAUUAGUUGUAAAUGUAUUAUUUUUUUAGUACGUGGAAUUUGUUGAAAACAAAGCAAAGCAUGUUUAUAACUAUUUACUAAGCGCUAGCCUACACUCUACACAUAAUAAAAAAUAAAGCAAAAGAACGAAGGAGCCACACGGCAUUAGCGAGCUGAAAAUAAAACAGAAUCAAACGAUCGUUUGGAGGAUCUAA
This is a messenger RNA of Drosophila kikkawai, 3884 nucleotides long. Its product is annotated as WD repeat-containing protein 20. Lineage: Eukaryota; Metazoa; Arthropoda; Insecta; Diptera; Drosophilidae. Gene Ontology annotation, molecular function: protein binding. The record is from RefSeq and is a predicted model, not a curated record.